Messenger RNA from Hyalella azteca, 1387 nucleotides. RefSeq names its product protein tramtrack, beta isoform. Gene Ontology annotation, biological process: regulation of transcription by RNA polymerase II. Gene Ontology annotation, molecular function: protein binding. The annotation marks the transcript as partial. The transcript is spliced from 8 exons. The record is from RefSeq and is a predicted model, not a curated record. Lineage: Eukaryota; Metazoa; Arthropoda; Malacostraca; Amphipoda; Hyalellidae. Gene Ontology annotation, cellular component: nucleus.
CGCUUCGUUGAGAGCGAUAAUCAUUUUUAUGUCAAUGAAAAUUUUUGUGUGCUUUUGACGGAAUCAGGACUUGGGUUUUAUUUUAGCGAAUAUCAGCGUAAAGAUACACGUGUUGGCAAGGGAGUGUAUCAUGGCCACAGCAAUACUUUUUUAUAGUUUCAUCGAGAACUGAACUAUAGUCGUUCACGCGCCAUUAGAAGCACAAGCGUCACGCGAUCAACUUUGAGCACUGCAACUUCGGCGAAGUGAAGCGCCCGGCAAGAUGUCUGAGUCCAGCGGAUACUUGGCGCUGCGAUGGAACAACCACCAGAGCAUCUUCGCAACGACUCUCGAUGAUCUACGAAUCGCAGAAAGUUACUGUGAUGUGACGCUGUCCUGCGGCGGGCAAUUCUUCUCAGCGCACAAGUUCGUGCUGGCGACGUGCAGCGAUUACUUCAAGGAGAUGAUAGCACGCACGCCCUGCAAGCAUCCUGUGGUGUACAUGAGGGACGUCUCUCCGCAUGACAUGGAGGCGCUCCUCGACUUCAUGUACAAGGGCGAAGUUCACGUGGCGGAGACAGAGGUGCCUUCGCUGCUGCGCACGGCGGAGGGGCUACAAGUGAAGGGUCUAGCGGUCCCUGACAGCCCCAGGGUGUCUUCCCCAGUUCCUCAGUUGAGGGUACCACCUCCUCAACUUUCUACCUCCCCAUCAAGAAUCGCCACGCUCGUCCCCAAGAAGAAAAGAAGUGCAGACGGAUCUUUUAAGAAAGACGAGCCUCCAAGACUGACACCUCUGCCUCUGAACAGCGGAGGCGCUGCUGGUCAAGUCAACUCACCUGCUCAGGAAACGUCCCCUCAUGGGCGUCUUUGCGGCCCACCUCAACUAAAACGCCAGAAAGUCGCCCCGAGCCCCGUGAACGGGCCUUGUCUGGCCAGCACGUCCAAGGCGUCGUUGGGUGGCAUUUCGAAAGAUGCUUCCAUGGGCAACGGAGUUUGUUUCGGCGCCAAAGAAGGAUCGGUUGACCGCUCGUCUUCUUCCAGCGACGACCCGCAACCUGCUCUCAUCUCUCCUGAAAAAAUGCCGAAUAACAGCGUUGUCGGAGACGACGACCUACAGCGUAAUGAAGAUUGUGACGAGGCUUCAUUGCUGUCUUCAGUCUCCAAUCUAGUCAAGGAGGAAGUCUUCCGCUCCAACGGCCCCCUAGACAACGAUGAUGAUACGAAUGACGUGCUGCAAGUUGACCUCAGUGAGGACGGCUCCCAGUUCAUCAUUGGACCUGGCGGUCGAUUUCCCAACAAAGAAGAGAGUUUGGACGACGAAAGCGGCGAUAACCAAAAGAAACCGUUCGUGUGUCCUCUCUGUGGCCACGACUUCACCAGGCGGGAUAACCUGGCCAAUCACCUCAAA